UUAAAUGUCUCUUUGCUAGCAAGACGAGUGCCCAUGAGGUCGUUGACGCUGGUCCUGCUCAGCGUCCAGGCUGCACUCAUCAUGGGAGGCCACACCCAGGCGCAGGGGCCAGCCAAUCAGCACGCAGCAGCACAUCACUCACCCAGGCCUCAUGGCCAAUCCAAGCAGGACUCACACUACGAUGACCUUAUCCCCAACGUUGACCCAAAACUCUUCAACAAGCGCCGUUACCGCUCGCCUCGCGUGAUGUUCAGCGACGUGGUCCCUACAGAAAAUGAUCCGCGAGUCCGGCGGAAGGCCAACGACUUCUUGCAUCGUGGCGAGUACUCGGUGUGCGACAGCGAAGAGCACUGGGUUGGCAACCUGACCCGAGCCACAGACUUAGCGGGCAAUGAAGUCACUGUGCUGCCGCACGUUCGCAUCAACAAUGUUGUGAAGAAGCAGAUGUUCUACGAGACCACGUGCCGAGUGUCGAAGCCUGUCGGGGCCCCCAAGACAGGUCAAGGAGCCAGUGGCGUUAAAGCAGGAACCUCUAGCUGUCGUGGGAUCGACAACAAGCACUGGAACUCUUAUUGCACCAACGUGCACACCUUCGUGCGGGCGCUAACGACCUACAAACACCAGAUUGCCUGGAGGUUCAUCCGAAUCAAUGCCGCUUGCGUGUGCGUCCUCAGCCGCAACUCAUGGAGGCAUUGACUGAAAUAUUAUCUCAGCCAAUCCACUGCAGCCACCUGUCGUAAGCCCCUCCCACCCAUCAAUAAUAACAACAGCCGCACUGCCAACGUCGGUGAUCCGAGACUCCGCCCCUUUUCAGAUCUCUCUAUGACAUCACAACCCAGUCCCCUCCUACCCUACCUCACUCUGUAAAUUAUUGGUCAUUUAAGUUAUGAGGACUGCAUGACAUAUUUAUAUAGUUUAUACGGUCAGAAUAUAAAUAUAAAUAUGAAUAUAUAUCUAUGUGUAUAUACAGUAUACAUAAAGCAAUCUUUUGUUGUGUUUUUGAUGCCCUUAUUUAUUAAACACCUCACUUCAGUA
Molecule: messenger RNA, 1035 nt
Organism: Carassius carassius (crucian carp)
Lineage: Eukaryota; Metazoa; Chordata; Actinopteri; Cypriniformes; Cyprinidae
Product: neurotrophin-7
Exons: 1
Coding region: 34-696 (220 amino acids)
Biological process (GO): memory; positive regulation of peptidyl-serine phosphorylation; nerve growth factor signaling pathway
Molecular function (GO): nerve growth factor receptor binding; growth factor activity
Source: RefSeq, a predicted model, not a curated record